AUGUUGAUUCUGCUUCAGCAAUCCUACUCUAGAUUUUUUGGACUAACUAAUAAAUUGAGUAGUUAAAAACUAAAAGUAAUAAUAUUACCUCACUCACAUGAUGAUGUAGGUUGGUUAGAUACUGUUGAUGAAAUAUAUUUAAGAGGACCUGGUGUUAAAAACAUUAUUUCUUCAUAUAUUAAUGCAUUGCUGGAAAAUAAAGAUAGGAAAUUUGUUUAGGUGGAAAUUGUAUACUUUGAGAGAUGGUGGAAUGAGCAAAAUGUUUUGAUGUAAUAGAAAGUAAAAGGCCUAGUUGAGAAUGGUUAAUUGAGUUUUGCUGCAGGAGGAUUGGUGAUGAAUGAUGAAGCCACACCAUAUUAUGAAGACAUUAUAGAUUAAAUUACAUAUGGACAUGAAUUUUUAUUCAAAACAUUUAAUUUUAUUCCAAAAGUGGGAUGGCAAAUUGAUCCAUUUGGACAUUCAAAUGCAUAGAGCAUAUUAUCGCAUCUAUUUGGUAUGGAAGCAUCUUUUUAUGCGAGAAUUGAUUAUUAAGAUAAAGAAUAACGGUAGAAACAUAAAGAAUUAGAAAUGAUUCACGUCCCUUACACAACAAGCAAAUAAAAUUAUCCAAUCUUAAUACAUGUCAAUUAUUUUCAUUACUCAAGUCCUCCUCGUUUUGAUUUCGAUCCAUUACGAAAUUCAGGAGGUUAUGUGAAUGAUCAAAAUGUUUAAUCAAAGGCUGAUGAUCUAAAUCAAUAUUUCGUAAGGCAAGGUUAAUCUUACAGAGGCUAAAUCAUAACUCAUACUCUAGGAGAUGACAAUGAAUGGUCUAAUUCGAAAUCCUAUUUUGAAAAUAUGGAGAAGGUGAUUAAUUACAUAAACUCUCAUCCAGAAAAGUACAAUGUUGUAAUUAAAUUUGGAACUCCAUAAGAUUAUGUCAAAGAAAUCAAUGAAUAUUCUGAUGAAAUCUUCUAUCCAACCAAAAAUGAUGACUUUUUCCCUUAUGCUGACAAAUAACACUGUUAUUGGACAGGGUAUUUCACAAGCAAAGUGGCAUUUAAAGGUUUUGUGAGAUACACUGGAAGAUAUUUCUAACAACUGAAAACCUUUGUUUCAUAUUAAUUUGCUACAAAAAAUUAAGACAUCUUAGAUCUCAAACAACCACUCUUAAAAGCAUUAAAAGAAUUAGGCUAUGCGUUAGGAGUAUCUUAACAUCAUGAUGCUGUUACAGGCACAUCAAAGGAUCACGUGACAAAAGAUUACGUUAAGAUUCUACAUAGAGAUUUGACCACAAUGAACAAAGAAUUCCAUAGAUUGUUGAAGAUUGUGAUUUAAAAGGAUUUGGAUGAGAAAAACAUUGAUUAACUCUAUUAAUAUUCAUACAAUUCCACAUCAUCAGAAUGUGCUGAAGUCUAUGAUAAUCUAUAGAUCAAUAAAACUAUUCUAUUGACAGUUGUAGACACUAAAGUGAAUGAAGGUGAUUAAGAUAUCAUCAAAAUUAAGGUACCUAAAAUACCACUUAAUAUAAUUGAUACUCAAAACAAACCAAUUCAAGGAGAUGUUAUCUGUAGUAAUCCAAAAGAUGAGUAAGAUUGCACACUCUAUUUCAAUUACAAAAUCAAAAAAGGAGUUCAAUACUACAAAAUCAAAUAAGGUAAGAAUAAUGAAGAAUCAUCUGCAAAGAUAAUUGCUUCAGAAACUUUUACAAACAUCACUGCUAAUACUAAAAUAUCACUUGAUAAUGGACCUGAGUUUUAGUUGCAAUACAAAUACUAUGUUGCUUCUACUGAUAAUGUGUAACCAAGUGGUGCUUACAUUUUUAGACCUUCAGGAGGAGCCUAAGUUUAUGGAUCCAUCUAAGAAGUUAGAGUAUUUAAUGGAACUGUUGUGACUGAGUUGAAUAUUGAACGAUCUAAUGUUAAUACAUGGAUAAGGAAAUAUAAGAUAUAGGACAAUCAAUAUGAAGUGGAAACUUUUGUAGAUUCUAUUGCCAAAGAAUAAAAUAAAGGAAAGGAAGUUAUCGUCAUCUUUAAGAGCGAAGACAUUAAAAAUCAAAAAGUAUUCUACACUGAUUCAAAUGGAAUGGAUUUAUAAUAAAGAAAAAUAGGGUUUCGGGAAACUUGGAGUCUUCAAAGUAAUGAAUUUGUUGCUGAAAACUAUUAUCCCAUAAAUGGUAUCAUUUAAAUUAAGGAUCAUGCCAGUCAUAAUGUUAUGGCAGUAGUUAAUGACAGAUCUUAAGGUGGAUCCAGUUUCAACGAUGGAGAAAUUGAAAUUAUGAUUCAUAGAAGAAUGUAUUCAGAUGACAGAAGGGGAGUUGCUGAAGCAUUAAAUGAAGAAGAAGAUAAUCCAUAAUGUAAAAAUUCAGCGUAAUAAAACUGUUCCAAAGUGGUUGGACUUAGAUAAAACAUUAUUCAUAAAUUAUUAUUCUUUGAUCAAGAGAAGAAUCCAAAUCUAGCAAGAAAAGCUUAAUUAUAUUUAGAUUUUCAACCAAUUAAGGUUUUUGCAAUUGAUUCUUAAGAAUCAUUCACUGAAAAUCUAGAAAUACAACCAACCUAAUCUCUAUUGAACUAAAUUUAAGUUGUUAAUCCAAAUGGAGAUGCUAUUAUCAAACUUUACUUGAUACCAAGAGAGGAGAAUAAUGAAUAUUUACUUAGAAUCCAUAAUAUGUAAGAGUAAUCCAAUGUCAAAAUCUCAUUCCCUAAUGAUAUUUCAACAUAAGAAACAAUUUUGAGUGGUCUUAGAUAAUGGUCAGAAUAAUAAAAAUUAAGAUUCGUUUGGAAAAAAAAUGAGGUUUAAGAUUCUAUUUAUGUACCAUUAGAUGAGGUUGCUCCAUAGCAAAUUAAGACAUUUGUAAUUAAAAUUUGAAAUGGAUAUAUUAUAAUGUGAUUAUUAAAAAAAUACAUUUAA
Molecule: messenger RNA, 2886 nt
Organism: Paramecium tetraurelia
Lineage: Eukaryota; Ciliophora; Oligohymenophorea; Peniculida; Parameciidae
Exons: 2
Biological process (GO): mannose metabolic process
Molecular function (GO): alpha-mannosidase activity; carbohydrate binding
Source: RefSeq, a predicted model, not a curated record